This is a messenger RNA of Corythoichthys intestinalis (scribbled pipefish), 4925 nucleotides long. RefSeq names its product myelin proteolipid protein-like. The coding region runs from base 319 to 1056 and encodes 245 amino acids. The record is from RefSeq and is a predicted model, not a curated record. Gene Ontology annotation, biological process: central nervous system myelination; axon development. The transcript is spliced from 7 exons. NCBI's taxonomy places the organism in Eukaryota, Metazoa, Chordata, Actinopteri, Syngnathiformes, Syngnathidae. Gene Ontology annotation, molecular function: structural constituent of myelin sheath. Gene Ontology annotation, cellular component: myelin sheath; plasma membrane.
CGACGACAAACGACUGUGAUCCUGAAUUCUGAACGAGUGCAAGAUAAUGUUGUAUUAACAACUAGUGCUCUUCGCGAAAAAUAACAACGAAGUCUGUGACAAACUUGGCCUCCCUCUUCAUUAUCUCCCCCGCCCCUGGAGCUGAUGAUUGAAAGGCGACAUUGUAGCUUUAAAAUUGUUCUAGCAAUCGCCGAUGGCUCUGUCCAUUGUUUGGGUGAGCUGGAUUGAUAACACGGGGGCCGAGUUGGCGCAUAUCAUCACAAGAGCAGCUGCAGAGUAGGACACAAGUCAUCACGUCCUCAACGCAUCCACGCAGACAUGGGUUGCUAUGAGUGCUGUAUGCGUUGCCUGGGCGGGAUACCAUACUGCUCUCUGAUUGCCACGCUGCUAUGCUUCUCUGGCAUCGCCCUCUUCUGUGGAUGUGGACACCAGGCGCUAACAGAGACCGAAAGACUCAUUGAGACUUACUUUGCCCGGAGCAUGGAAGAUUACGAUACUCUUGCUUACGUCAUUGAGUAUUUCCAGUACGUCAUCUACGGUUUGGCCUCUUUUUUCUUCCUCUACUGCAUCAUGCUGCUGGCUGAAGGCUUUUACACCACCAGUGUUGCAAAGCAAACCUUUGGGGAGUUCCGGAGCACCAUGUGUGGCCGCUGCCUCAGCUCCACGUUUAUAGUGAUGACGUACGUGCUGUCUCUGCUGUGGCUGCUGGUGUUCGCCUUGUCCACUCUGCCCGUUUAUUUCUUCUACAACAUGGGUGCCACCUGCCGUACCAUCGAUGUCCUGACAGAGACUCCGGCCAGCAUCAACCAGCUGUGUGUGGAUGCACGGCAGUAUGGACUGCUGCCGUGGAACGCUGUACCGGGAAAAGCUUGUGGAAUAACUCUGUCCGGCGUUUGCAAGACCAGAGAGUACCGGAUGACCUACGACCUCUACAUUGCCGCCUUCGUCGGCGCGGGCAUCACUCUUAUGGCUCUGCUGACCUAUACUGCAUCAACCACCUAUAACUUUGCAGUGCUGCGCUAUCUGGGGAGGAAGGGCAUAGGUGCACGCUGUUAGGCUCGCCAACUUCCUGUCUGCACGGUCGCCGAAGCACGGGGAUUAAAGGACUGCAAGAAUUUUCUUCCUUUUUAUCACUUGUGUUUGGAUACACAACUUUUGGGUGUUUUCAGGGCCACAGACUUUCAAAACUUUCUUUUCUCUACCUUAUCUUUUUGUUUACUUUUCUAUGAGGGUUGGGGAUGGCAGUUUUAUUCCAUGGCUACAUCCCUAAACAAUUACGAGUGCAUGGGCUUUUUACUUGCUGGAGGUUAGUGUCUAGACUAAACAUUUCACUUCCCACAGUGACAAAAAAAGAAAAUAAAUUAACAUUGACGUAACAGCCACUUUGCAACACGUGCAGCGGACAAUAGGUUUUGUGGGUAACUGGCUAUUACUCCUCACAUCUGGUUGCCAUGGUGGCAGACAAGCACGCAUUUGCAGUCUCGCAGCUGACCUCGGGACUUUUCUCACGAGCUGGUUAGAAACCUCAAUAAUAGUCAGAUCCAUUUUUUUUUAGUGGCCAAUGAGAAGCCAGUCUGGGGGCCAGCUGCAAGACACGUCUCCACCAGGGGUUAGGUGUCAAGGGGAAAGGAUUUUGGUAGACAAAGAGAGGGCGAGACUUAGCUAAAGCGUCAAUGGGGACAGCUAACAUGACCUCCACCUCCUCUUGAAUAAUGAAAAAUGAUGGAUUGUGAGUGAGUUGGCGAAAGGAAUUUGAGAUGGUUUUGUUGUUUUCGUUCUCAGAACAAAGGACAUUCUUGUUCAGUUUGAUCGAGUACGGUCUGAAAUAGUUUCUCACACUUGUGAGAUGGUGAAAGUGCUUAUAGAGUAACCUCACUGGAUUAAAAAUAUGGAAAAGACUCGGCCUUCGAGCCACAGUGCAAAACAUAAAUCUACCUACCACUCAUUAGAUGCAACUAAUAAUAUAAUGAGAAAUAUUACAAGAGCUUUAUUUCAGAAAUAUAAUCCAUAAAUUGUUGUUGGGUUUUUUUUUUUUUUUUUUGAUAAUCUGCUAUUUCGUGGUGUAGAACUCCACGGUGUUAUACCAUACAGCUGGGAUCUCAAAUUGUGAGCCACAUCAUGUAUUCCACACACAAAAAAAAGAUAAUUCAAUUUUAUCAAUCUUUAUGAAUAAUGGUUCUUCAGAAAAUUAAGACUGUUGACACAGGUCCUUCUCAUCUCCCUGCUAUUUUACAUAGAGUUGAUAUAAGCAAUAUAAAAUAAUAUCUGAUAUCGACAUCGAUUUUACAUUAUUGGUUUUUGGCCAAUACGCAUGUUGCCUUCAAAUUGAAUGUAGAAGCCUUCUGCCUUUGUACAAGGGCUGGUCACAGUUUAGCACAUAAAUUAUGCUUAUUGACCAUUAGAUGUCUCUGGACUAAAAUGCUUGGGAUUGUUCCAUUUGACCUGGACAUCACAAUACAUUUACCGUAAUUUUCCGGACUGUAAAGUGCAUCUGACUAUAAACCACCGCCCACUAGAUUUGACACUCAAGCAGCAUUUGUUCAUAGAUAAACUGCAUCGGAAUGUAAGCCGCAGCUGUCCUCAACGUAUUAUGGGAUAUUUACACAAAAAGAUAUUAACCGAUAACACUUUGACAGCGGCGUCAUAAGACUGUCAUAGGACAGGAUCAUUAUGACAUGACACUGCCAUGCGCAUCAAUGAAUGCUUAUGACUGAUGUCAUUUUGUGCCAUCAGGCAAGUUAUCUCACGACUGAACGGAUGUAUAAGAUCAGAGCUGGACAUAAAUUGAGUUAUUGAGAAAAUUUGCCGAAAGAAAUCGCUCAUAAGCGUUCAUUAAUGCCCAUGGCAGUGUCAUGUCAUAAUUAUGGCGGUCUUAUAACAGUCUUAUGAUGCCGCUGUUGAAUAAAGUGUUACCUAUUAACCCAAAUAAAUCAACAAUUAAGCCUCAUUGGACUAUAAACUGCAGGAUUCAAAACGAGAAGAAAAAAAGUAGCGGCUUAUAGUCCAAAAGUUACGGUGGCAAUAAUAUGUUAAGUUCACCACUUAUAUCGGUAUCUGUUUGAUAUUGGUAUCGGAUUUUUGGAGUUGGACAAUAUUGGGUUAUCAGUAAAAAAGUCAUUAUCAGACAUUGUUAUUUUACAUAUUCUACAUUCUUAAGCAUUACAACUUUCUCUGCAUAUAUAAAAGUACACAUCAGACAGGCUGUACCUGUACCCAACCAAAAACUAUCGUCUUCACUUUUCCUAAAAUUGGCUUUGUUGGAAAGAUAUGGCUGAGCGACACUGUAUAUUUUCUAUGCACCUGGCGUCACUGUGUAAUUCCGAUCAAAUUACUGUCUCUCAGGCUAGGUUCAUACAUCAGGUCUUAAUGCACAAUUCCGAAUUUUUGUCAUGUUUUUGGGGGGGGCGCGUCUGUUCAGACUGCCUUUGUCCAUUGAGUACGUUCAAGUAUCAGGCGUGCGCACUAAUUGACAACAAACUGACCCGCAGGGGCAUCAAAACAAUGUUGGCUCAACGUCAUUCUAGGGUGAUCAUAUUUUGAUUUCCAACAAGAGGACACAAAUAAGACAUAAAUAAUCCCAGUUUAGUCUUAUAGUCAACGUUUAUAUUGAUUGACAGUGCGUGCAUGACACAUACAUAUACGGACAGUUUGCCCCGACUCUCGGCCGUGUAAGAAAUGCUCAUUCGGAGCACAGAAAGAAAAACGAGCAUUCUCAGGAUUCCCAGUUUUAUUUUUUUAUGACUGUUGUCAAGCUUGCCUCUUCCCUAAAAGCUGCGUUCAAGCUGAGCACAUAUGCACAGCUCCAUCGCUAAUGUAGCACCCUUCCUCUCCCGCUCUUUGCUGACGAAAUUUCUGCAUAUAUUCUGAUUUGGGGGACUUGACAGUUCAGACCACAGCCACAUUUUGGAUAAAUGUGGCCCAGAUCGAAUUUUAACCAAAUACGAAAGUGACCCAGAUCGGAUUAGAAAUGGUCCACUUUUAUGCAACCUGUCUCGUUCGGACCGUCAAGUUAAUGCCUGACUCGAGUCGGAAAAACACGAAAAAUCGGACAUACGCAUUAAGACCUGCGGUAUGAACCUAGCCUAAUUCACAUUGGCUAAAUUAUUGACAAACUUGUCCGAAAACUGUCAUUAACCUGAGCUUCUUGUUUUGUACUUGUAAUUUAAAAAAAAAAAAAAAAAAAAAACUUAAGACGUCACUGCAAUUUGCUCCCCUACUGCAACUUUGCCACAAGUUUGAGACCCCUGCUGUACAGUCUAACCUCAUUUGAAGACAGCAUUUCUCUACAAUUGUAAACAACUCUCAAGACAUUAAUGUCUCAUUGGCAGCGAUCGACUGUGAUCGACUUCAAAUUUACUUCGACAGUCCAAAUGGACUUAUCACUGUCAAUUGGUGUUAUUAAUGAAACAUUAACAUUAAUUUUAUUCUAUUAACUACCAUGUCACAGACUAUAGAUAAUUGUGAGCUGGUAAUGAAUGAGUUAAAAAUAAACAUAACAUUCUCUUGGUCUGUUUAUGAGCUAAUUACGCAACUACGGACAUUGCAGACAAACAUUUAAAAACUAGUUUAUUUUCUCUGAUGUCGACUCCUUUUAUUACAUGACUGAGGUACUUUGAAUUUGCCUGUUUCUCAUUCUCAAGGAAUUUUGUUGUAGUUAUUGUAUAACAUCUUUUAACUUACUGGGGCGGUAUUAACUUUUAACCUUUUUUAAAACUAGCAAUGUAGUUUUAUCCUUUUUGUGAAAGCUUUAUCUUGCUGUUAGUGGAGCAUUUGUAAAAUGUUUGAUAAAAUGUUUUUCUGUUGUGCUAUUUGAUAAUAAAAGGAACAUUCUAGUUUUGUGCAGAGCACCUGAAAGAUUUAUUAACCCCGCAGAAACACUCCCAUCUUUGGCUGUGUGACACUGUGUGACGGAGAUGCUGUUUCUU